Molecule: messenger RNA, 3091 nt
Organism: Chanos chanos (milkfish)
Lineage: Eukaryota; Metazoa; Chordata; Actinopteri; Gonorynchiformes; Chanidae
Gene: hnrnpul1l
Product: heterogeneous nuclear ribonucleoprotein U-like 1 like
Exons: 16
Coding region: 101-2887 (928 amino acids)
Biological process (GO): alternative mRNA splicing, via spliceosome
Cellular component (GO): nucleus
Molecular function (GO): protein binding; RNA binding
Source: RefSeq, a predicted model, not a curated record
UGGGGUAGACGGGGAAGGAGUCCAGAGAUUUGUUGCCAGAGAGAAACUCACAAAAGACAGAUUGCACCGUGAAUCAACAAAAAACACAUUUACAUGAAAUAUGAGCGGGAUUAAUGUUAAGAAGCUCAAAGUAAAUGAGCUGAAAGAGGAGCUCCAGCGCCGGGGCCUUGACACCCGCGGGCUGAAGGCGGAUCUAGUGGACCGGUUGCAGGCUGCACUUGAGGCCGAGGCUGCAGGAGACGGGCCGCCGGGAGAUCAAGGAGGAGAGUACGGGGUUGGCGGGGAAGCUGGGGAACCUGACUAUCCAGAAGAAGAGUAUGAAGGUGAGGAACAAGAUAAUGGUGGCGGCCAGCAACAGUUUGACGAAGGAAACGGGGCGGAGGAAGAUGACGCGCAAAGCAACGAAAGCAACGACGAAGAGUACAACACUAACCAGGAGAACAGCGGACUCGGGCCCCCAGACGCGGGCUACGGGAUCGGGGACUUCACCUCCGAUGUUAUGGCGCAGCAGAUGGCCGCCCAGUACCCCUCGGGAGAGGAAUUCGAGCAGCCGGCGAGGCACGAUUACGAGGAGCCUCAGGUCAAGCAGCAGUAUGAGGAACAGGAGGACAGCCAGGGCUACGAGGAGCCGCCCGCGGAGCAGAGCUACGAACAGCCCCCAGCCCAGGAGGCGUAUCAGGAUCAGGCGGUGAAACAAGAGUACGAGGAGCCUGCCGCGGCUCAGGAGCAGUACGAAGAGCCAGAAGCCAAACCCGAGGAGUCAGAGUCGGAGUCAAAGCCCCUGAGCGAGGAAGCUGAAGUGAAAGAAGAGGAAAAGAAGAGUGAGGACGUGUCCCAGCAGCAGCAGCAGGAGGAGGCGGAACAAGUAGGUCAGUGGGGGGCCAUGGACGCGGAACAGGGGGGUCAGAUGAAACCCGAGGACGAUCGCUACAUGUCCUACAGCCGCAAGAGGUCCUACGAGGAAGGCCACGGAUACAGCUAUUACGAGCACCGCGAAGACAGGAGGGGGCGGUCUCCACAGCCUCCAGCUGAAGAAGAGGAGGAAGAGUUUGAUGACACUCUUGUGGCAAUUGACACAUAUAACUGUGACCUGCACUUCAAAGUGUCCCGCGAUCGGUACAGCGGCUACCCUCUGACCAUUGAAGGGUUCGCUUACCUGUGGGCAGGUGCGCGGGCCUCGUAUGGUGCCAGCAAAGGACGCAUCUGUUAUGAAAUGAAGAUCACUGAAGAGAUCUCAGUGAAACACUUGCCUACCAGCGAACCGGAUCCACACGUGGUAAGAAUAGGCUGGUCCUUGGACUCCUGUACCACACAGCUGGGUGAGGAACCCUUCUCCUAUGGAUAUGGUGGCACUGGGAAGAAAUCUUCCGACUGCAAAUUUGAGGAUUACGGGGAGAGGUUUGGUGAAAACGAUGUCCUGGGGUGUUACAUUGACUUUGAGAGCGGAGAGGAGGUGGAGAUGGCUUUCUCCAAAAACGGGAAGUGGCUCGACGUGUGUUUCCGCGUCUCCCGUGAAGAACUGGACGGACGACCGCUCUUCCCACACGUGCUGGUGAAGAACUGCGCCGUGGAGUUCAACUUUGGCCAGAAAGAGGAGCCGUUCUUCCCCCAGCCGGAGGGCUAUACCUUCAUCCAGCAGGUUCCUCUGGAGGACAGGGCAAGGGGCACGGUUGGACCGUCUUCCAAAGCCGAGUGUGAGAUUCUGAUGAUGGUGGGUUUGCCUGGCGCUGGGAAGACCACAUGGGCAGUGAAGCAUGCUCAGGAAAAUCCUGCCAAGAAAUACAACAUCCUGGGCACCAACGCCAUCAUGGAUAAGAUGAAGGUGAUGGGGCUGCGUCGUCAGAGGAACUACGCCGGCCGCUGGGACAUCCUGAUCCAACAGGCCACGCAGUGUCUCAACAGACUCAUCCAGAUCGCAGCGCGCAAGAAACGAAACUACAUCCUCGACCAGACAAAUGUAUAUGGAUCAGCCCAGAGACGAAAAAUGCGUCCUUUUGAAGGUUUUCAACGCAAGGCUAUUGUAAUUUGUCCCACGGACGAGGAUUUAAAAGAACGAACGUUAAAGCGAACUGAUGAGGAAGGGAAGGAUGUUCCCGAUCAUGCUGUUUUAGAAAUGAAAGCCAACUUCGUGCUGCCGGAGUCCGGAGACUUCCUGGACGACGUGAUCUUCGUCGAGCUCCAGCGGGAGGAGGCCGACACGCUCGUCAAACAGUACAACGAGGAAGGCCGCAAGGCCGGCCCACCCCCCGACAAACGCUUCAACAACCGCCCGGGCGGCUUCCGCGGCCGCGGGGGGUUCCAACGCUACGACAACCGCGGCGGCCCACAGGGCGGCAGGGGCGGCUAUCAGAGUCGGGGAGGCCCUGGAGGUGGAGGCUUCCGCGGGGGGUAUAACCGUGGAGGUUACAAUCAGAAUCGCUGGGGGAGUAACUAUAGAGAUGGAGGCGUAGGAGCUAGGGGUGGGUACAAUCGUAGCCAGCCGUCCGGGGGAGGCUACAACCACAACCACCAGGGCUCAUACAACAAGAGUGGUACUGGAACCAGCAGCGGCUACAGCCAGUCCCAGCCGCAGAGUUACAAUCAAGGCUAUAACCAAGGCUACAACCAGGGGAACUACAACCAAGGUUACAAUUAUGGCAGCUACGGUCAGUACCCAGGAUACAACCAAGGCUACAGCCAAACUCCAGCUACCACAGGGCAAACUUACAACCAGCAACAACAGAACUAUAACCAACAGUACCAGCAGCAGUACGCUCAGCAAUGGCAGCAGUACUACCAGAACCAGAGCCAGUGGAACCAGUACUACAACCAGUAUGGAAACUACGGCAACUACUCCAACCAGCAGGGCACUCAAGGCACGCAGGGCUCCCAGGGAACGCAGCAGUAGCCGUGCGGCAACGCAGCCUCCGUUUUUUUUUUUUGUUUGUUUGUUUUGUUUUCGUUCCUUUUCUUCCACACGGCAGAUACAGUUUAUUCCUUCAGCGGCAUUCCGCUUUUUUUUAGUCGUUUUGUUUCAGUCUUUUGCUCUCCCCCAGUUUAUCCUCCUUUACACCGCUCCCUUUAAUGAAAGAAUAAAGAGGGUUGUUUAGUC